This is a messenger RNA of Didymodactylos carnosus, 1392 nucleotides long. The record is from the annotation of a GenBank genome assembly. NCBI's taxonomy places the organism in Eukaryota, Metazoa, Rotifera, Eurotatoria, Philodinida, Philodinidae.
AUGUGUAUGAUAAACCCGAAUAAUAUUCUGUUGGCGCAACUGACCGGUACUGGUGGUCUUGCGAUGGGGGGUGGUACUCUACAAUUUGAUUGGUUAACAUUAACAUCUCAGUUAGGCUCUCCUAUCCUAACACCGCUUUGGGCUCAAAUUAAUAUUCUAAUUGGUUUUGUCCUUGCUUGUUGGCUAUUCGUACCCAUAAUGUAUUAUACAAAUGUUUGGAAUUUCAUGACAUUUCCAAUUGCAGAUAGUCGAUUUUUUUAUUUAAAUGGUAGUGUUUUUCAAUUACCUGGUAAUACUCAACAAGGAGCAGCCGUUCCUCUUCCAAAAGGAAAUCGAUUUGAAAUUUCUAAUAAUAAUACGCAUCCUCAUUUUUAUUCAACAGUGACAUUUGUUAUUGGUAAUUAUUUAUUUUUUGCAUCAUUAGCUGCUCUAAUUACACAUACAAUAUUUUAUUAUGGUAAAGACAUUCUAAAACAUGCCAAAACAUCAUUACAGCAUCGACAAAAUGAUAUUCAUUGUUUACUAAUGUCAAAAUAUUCUGAAGCCCCGCAAUGGUUAUAUUGGAUUGUCUCAACAACCGGUUUUGUUUCUGGAUGUUUUAUCUGUCAUUAUGGUAAAUUAAUGCCAUGGGAAUAUUUAUAUAUAUCAGUUCCACUUGGAAUUCUUAGUUUAUUACCAACGGGAAUUAUUAAUGCAAAAACAAAUAUUUUUAUUGAUUUAACAAAUGUAACUGUGCUUGUGAGUGGUCUUUUAUUGCCUGGAAAUGUAGCAGGUAAUUAUACAUUCUCAACCUAUACGUGGUUAAUACAAAAUCGUGCUAUGUAUCUAUUGAGGAAUUUAAAAUUUGCACAUUAUAUGAAAAUAUCACCAAGGGCUAUAUUCUCUAUACAACUGAUUAUUGCACUAUUAUCAUCGGCAAUACGUUAUUGUAUUAGUCAAUAUUUAAUGGACCAUAUUGAAGGAAUUUAUCCAUCUGAUGUAUUUGGAUUAAAUUCUUCCUAUUCCGUAAUGUUAUGGUUGAUUUUGGCUGGUGCUUUAUUACCAAUACUAUUUUGGGUAUUACAACGUUUUUAUCGUCACAAUAAGUUUCUAAGUUACAUUCACAUUCCAAUUAUGUUUACAACCAUAGGAGUUAUCUAUUUGCAAACAAUGUCAAAUUAUCCAUCGUGGCUCCUUGUGGGUUUUAUAUUCCAUAUGGUGGUGAGAAAAUGGUGGUGGAAUCGAUAUGCUCUUUUAUUUUCGAUUGCUAUGGAUAUUGGUAUACAAAUUAGUUUAUUCUUUAUUUAUUUCAUAUUUAAAUAUGAACAAAAUGUUUAUUUUCCUGAAUGGUACGGAACAGAUGGCGGGACGUGUCCUUUGUCACACGCAAAUUAUUACGGAAAAAUACCAUAA